Messenger RNA from Erythranthe guttata (spotted monkey flower), 967 nucleotides. RefSeq names its product transcription factor MYB52. Gene Ontology annotation, cellular component: nucleus. The record is from RefSeq and is a predicted model, not a curated record. Gene Ontology annotation, molecular function: DNA-binding transcription factor activity, RNA polymerase II-specific; RNA polymerase II cis-regulatory region sequence-specific DNA binding. Lineage: Eukaryota; Viridiplantae; Streptophyta; Magnoliopsida; Lamiales; Phrymaceae. Gene Ontology annotation, biological process: regulation of DNA-templated transcription.
UAUAGGGUUUCUUAAUUGAACUACUGCUCAAGGAGAGAGAGAGUUGUAGAGAGAGAGAGGUGGGAAGAUCGGAUCGGAGAUGUGUAGUAGAGGUCACUGGAGGCCGGCGGAGGACGAGAUGCUCCGGGAAUUGGUUGAAAGAUAUGGUCCUCAUAACUGGAACGCCAUAGCUGACAAGCUUCAAGCCAGAUCAGGGAAGAGUUGUAGGCUGAGAUGGUUCAACCAAUUGGAUCCAAGAAUAAACCGAACCCCAUUCACGGAGGAGGAGGAAGAGCGGCUACUCGCCUGCCACCGCAUUCACGGUAACCGGUGGGCCAUCAUAGCCAGGCUUUUUCCGGGAAGAACCGAUAACGCCGUCAAGAAUCACUGGCAUGUUAUUAUGGCUAGAAAAUGCAGAGAAAGAUCGAAAUUUUAUAACGCCCCCAAAAAAAAUAGUACGGAUUUAAAUAUUAAUUCACAGCCUCCGCCUCCUUUGAGUAUCCGCGAGCACCAAUUCGAAUCGAGUACUACUAAAUCCUCGUCGAUUAUAAAGCGUGUCGACGGUGAUCGAAAUUCAGCAGUUUGCAGCAGUAGGAAAAAAAUAGGGUUCAUAAGCCCUCUUGUUGAAUCUGCAGAGAAAUUCAAUAAUCCAGAUUAUUAUUAUUAUUAUCCGUCGCCGAGAUAUAAUUUCCAGUUUCAGGGUUGGAAUAAGGAGAUUCAGUAUUCUCAGGGGCCGAUUCGUCGGGCGAAGAUCGAUCAAGAAAGAAGUAAAGGAGUAGAGUUCUACAACUUUCUCCAAGUGAACACCGACUCGAAUACGAGCGAAGUGAUAGACAUGCAUGCAAGAAAAUGUAGUAACCCUAAAAAAAACGAAGUCGAAGAAGAAGAAGAAGUCGAUCAAAAAGCCGACGACGACAACAAUCAAACGAAAGCCAAUCCUGCUGCUCUGCCAUUUAUAGAUUUCUUCUCAUUGGGAGGCUCUUCUUGA